This is a messenger RNA of Salmo salar (Atlantic salmon), 8648 nucleotides long. NCBI's taxonomy places the organism in Eukaryota, Metazoa, Chordata, Actinopteri, Salmoniformes, Salmonidae. The record is from RefSeq and is a predicted model, not a curated record.
CUGACAUGAUGGCAGUACAAUUUGUAGGCUUACAUUAGACAUUAGCUAUUUUUACAUGGUUUUAGGUAGCCUACAUUUUUAAGCGCUACUGAACGAAGAGCGAUUUGGGAGCCAAAUGACCCUCUUUAUUAAAUGAAUGGAGCCAAAUGAACCGGCUCACUGAGAGUCGCUUCCGCCGUUAGUUGUUGCUAAGAUACGCUCCCAAUUUUCUAACCACAACAAGCAGCAAGCUUAGUAGUGGUGCGACGCAAAAACUUGUCAGUAAGGCUAAGUAUUUAGCUAGUAGUAUCUAUUAAAGUAGUAGUGACAUAUAAAUUACUUACCAAGUUAAUUAACGUUAUGUUAGCUAGCAAGCUAGUUAUUUGCUAAAGCUAGCCAGGCUCGGCUAAGUUAACAUAGCAACCACCUGUCAAGACUGAGCAUCAUGGAUCUUCACAUUCGCCAGUAUUUGACCAAGGCACGCCAACAAAAAGACACUGAUGCGCUGAAUGCAGCCUAUGACAUGAUCAGAGAGGGGACACCUGAAGAGACAGCGUCAGAUACGCGAUGCAUCUGCCCGGAGUUGUACGUUAUGUGCGCAGAACAAGCCCUACAGCUGGGAUGUGCAGAUAUCAGCCGAGACUGCCUAAUGAUGUACUUUGAAGUGAAACCCCCAGCCAAUCAAUUCCUGUGCCGAGCGUACCUCUGUCAGGGCCAGCUGGAGUCUCCACAGAGCUUUGGGAGUGUGGAGGAGAUUGAAAAGGCUGUGAUUUAUUUUCUGAAGGCUAUUGAGAUUUCAAAGAUCACACCAAGAUACCACUUUUUGGUGUUCAAUGCUUCAGUGCUCUACUUCCAGAUGGUCCGCCCGCUCCUGCGGUCCGGGCCACGCCAGCACCUGGUGCCCACCCUCACUCAGGUGGUCAAGGCACUGGAGGAGGUUGAGGAACAAGACUACAGUUGGAGGGCUCAGCUCAUGCUACACCUUGUCGAAUGCCUUGUGGAUGCUGGGAAAGGGAAAGAAGCUUCUAGUUUUGCCAAGGCCACCUCAGACUUCAUAGAGUCACAUAUCCCUGACCUGUAUCCAAAGAUAUUUUCCCUACAGGUACGACACAAGCUGUUUGACUUCACUAAAACCCCCCAAAAAACUGAAGCAAGUCCUGUUUUAUCAGUCAUCUACAAAAUGCAGAAGCUCAAACAUAAGGUUGAUGACGUUUGCGAGGCCAGAAAAGAGGACGCUGCCAGGAUUAAUGAGAUUUUCCGGAUCCUUAUGCAUUCUGCUGCAGCCCAAUCCCCUGUUAUAGCUCGUGGCUCCAGCCCUUGUCUUGCUGAGAGCCCCUCACCCAUCCCUCCAGCUGACAGAGUUGCCUUCCUCCUGGAGCUAGCCUUUCUGGCCUUGCAGUUGAAACAUCACCAGAUGGCAGCGGACUGUCUGAGAGAGCUGAAGACAGCGGGAGUCACUAGUGUUGGCCAGUGCAUCAUGAUGGAGUGUGUCCAGUGUGACCUGGACCUCCAGAAGAAGCAGGAGGGGGGGAUGAAGGACUACUCCAAAGCCAAUGUGGAGGCCCAGCUGAAGGUGAUAGGCAGACUGGACAAGGUGCUGCAGAGUGCAGUAAGAGAGGGGGAUGCCAAGGUGAUGCAGGCGGUGUGUGCCUCACAGUGGAACACCUGUCUGCCCCUCCUUCAGCACAACCUCAGGAGGAAUGUCAAGGGGGCGCUCCUCAAAGUGGCCCAAGUCCUGGAGGACACAUACAGUGUGCAGCUGGAGAUGCGCUGUCAGGUCCACAGUGAGCUGGCAGUGAUCGAGGAGGAGGAAGGGAGGCUGGAGCCCGCUCUGCUCCACCUCCAGAGGGCACUGCUGCUGGACGAGAGGGGGGUGCACCACGAGCGGCUCACCUCAGCCCUUAACCUUUUGCAGCUUCGCGGCACCCUAUAUCAGACCCCCAGCAGCACAGAGGACAAGGCUGCCAUGCUCAUCCAGCAGGCUAAGAAUGGUCAGCCACAGGAGGAGGUGAGAAAAAGACGGCCCAUGCUGGUCAACGCAGGCCUCACCCUGGCCCCCGACGCUUUCCAGGUGGUGCUCGACGCAGAAAGCACUGCAAAAAUCCCCUCAGGUACCAGUGGACUUGGCGGUGUGGCUCAUCUCUCUGCUAAGGCUCAGCACCACUCUGCAUGUGUUGAGAAGGUACAGGGACACCUGACCAGACAGGGAGCUGGCAAGAAUGACAGGGAGAGGGUGAAAUUGUGGGCAGCCUUGGCAAAGACAGCUAGGAAGCAGGAGGUUUGGGAUGUGUGUCGAGCUGCCUGUCGUUUCUGUCUGCUCUACGACGAUGGACGAUGGAAAGCUCCUAAAUCAGACUGUGAGCACAAGGCGGGGGACGAGAGCCCGGUGGAGAGUGGACUCCAUGGUGACCGGCGUCCAUCAGCAGGGCGACUGGCCCAGAGUGCGGAGAAGGACCUGCUCCGUCUGCUGGCUGAAGUCUGCUUCAUCAAUGCUGAGGCCACCAUACACAAGCUCCGCUCUGAGGGGGUACAGCUCAACACCCCAGCCGCCCCUCCAGAGGAGAGAGGACUCCGCCUCUCUGAGGACAAUCCACAGUGGGCUGUCUACAGAGAUUGGAUCCAGGACUUAUCUGCCUACGCCACCUCCAACUUCCUGCGGGCAGCCGAGCUGGGAGCAGAGAUUCGCGAGGCCUGGGUGGUGGUCAACGCAGCCGUGUACUUAUGGAACUACAACAGCCACCUGGUGGCAGCUGGGGAGCACCGACGCCUCCUGCCCACCUUCCAGAGAGCCGUGGAGCUGCUGAGACAGACCGGACACGCUGGGGAGCCGGUGUUGUUGGUUAUGCUAUGUGAUGCGGUGUCCCAGGGGCUGAUCCAGCCCUGGUCUGUGUCGGCUGCUGGGCCGGGAACUGGCCAGGGAAGGGAGGACAGCGGAGGCAGGGGGGAGCUGAGGAAGAAAGGAGCCGGGAAGGGAGCCGAGAGGACAGGCAGCAUCCACAGCCUCCCCCUCGACCAUGCGGCCCUCCAGGACAUACGGAAGGCUCUGGAGCUGUGUGACUAUGCACUGCACCUGUCUAAUGGCAAUGUGCCGGGAGAGAGCGUCCCUAUCGCAGCGAGGAAGCAGGUAAUUUCUACGUGGGUGUGGACCAAGAGGCUCCUCCAGCAGCAGAUUGGACAGAAGCUGGACAUUGAUGAUGAGUGUAAGAAUGAGGCAGUGUCAGCCAUGACACGUGUGUUGGUAGGAGUGGAAAUGCUGUUAUGCAACAGUCACCCCAGGCAGAUAGAGUUCUCUGUCCCUAGUCUCUCUACGCUGGUCCGCAUGGCGUCAGACUGCAAGUGGAGUGACCCUGUGGUCGAGCUGCAGGUGUGGACACACCUGGCUUGCUUCUCUCACCAGGCCCAGGACCACAACCUGGUCAUGACCUGCAGCCACAAUGCACUGCAGCUGGAGGCCGCUGCAGCUCAGAGGUUGAAGGUCAUGGCCUAUGCUCUUUACAGCCGGUCGGCCGUGCAGGAGAUGUUGAGCAAUGCUGCAUGUCUAAGAGGAGUGAGCAUGGUCCACAAGUCAAAUGGACAUCCUCACAGUUACAGAGAAGCCUUGCAGAUGCUCCAGUCCAGUGUCAGCUAUGCGGAGCGGGCAGGUAACUCUGUCCUGUGUAUGGCUACAGCGCGCCACUACUGGAACAACUGCCUGCCCUUGACUGAGACCUCACUGGAGAGACAGCAGCUCCGACAGCCUCUAGAGAAGAUCCUGAAAGCCCUGGUCCACACCAGCAAGAAAGACCCAACUCAGGGGGAAGAGAAGGGAGGGGCCUCCCUGACUGUGAUGCCCUCUGUGACCUCAUCGCUGGAAGCCUCAAGCAUGGGGAGCCCUGAGGAUGACCUGACCCUGAGAGCAGCCAUGUACAGCCUGCUGUUCCACAUCCACGCAGACAGCUCAGAUUGGACAGGAGCUCUGACAUUGCUGGAGCAGGCUAUCAGAGACAUGCCCCGCACCAGACACAGGCUGCUCCUGUUCAAGCACCGGGUGCUGGUGAAGGCUCGGCUGGGGGAGAGUGUGGUGAUAGACAUGCAGAAGUUCCGGGAUGAAGGGGAGCUCUACUGCUCCCACAUGUGGCACCGAGUGGCGCUGUGUUCUGGGGAGAUGCUACAGCAGUUGGCCUGCUACCAGAAUUCCAUUACUUCUUUACUGAGUGUGAAGAGUCAGUGGCAGAAGGCGGAUUUCCUGUUGGAGUUUGGAGAGUGGCUGUACUGUCAGAACUUUCCCCUUGCUGAUGCCCAGCACCAGAUACAGUGGGCUAUCGACAUCCUCCUGCACAUGAUCACUGACCAGGAAGAGAGCAAUGAGAAGACCUGUUCCAAGGGAAGCAAACUGAAUGAACUGGAGAGGAGAGAAAAUUCCCAAGGAGAUGAGUCAGGAGAAGGGACAGGGCUGAUACCAGUGAAGGUUCAGUCCCACAUCGGGGUGCAGGGGGCCCUGUCUGGGCCCUGUCUCUCUGACCUCAGGGAGGUGAGGUGUCUGGACAGCCUGGUCAGAGCAUACACUCUGCUGGCUGCCAUGGGGGACAGGGCAUCCCCCCAGCACCAACAGAACCUACUCAGGGCCUAUAGCCUAGUGCUGCAGAUCUGGCAGGUGUCCAUGGCAACUGCACGUGAGGUAAUCAGGGAGAUGAAGAAUCCUCUAAUCCCACCGUCCCGGCCAUGUCCCUCUGCAACAGCCAAAAAAGACAAAGAUAAGGAGAAGGACAAAGGCAAAAAAUCUAAAGAGCCACCCCCUACUGAGGAGAAGCCCAAAGCCCGGAGGCCACAGGAUGACGUGUUGCCCUCCAGCCCAGAGGAGUGGGCACAGUACGACUGUCCCGAGGAUGUCCGCCAGGCCUUCAGAUAUGACACCAGCCCCCACUGCAUCAACAGACACAGCCUCAGCAAACAGACUCAGAGCUUGUUCUUCCUGGACCUGCUGGUGAAAGAGCUGCAGUCUCUUUCACUCACCCACCUGACUCUUCCCAUACUGCACCUGGCGGAGGUCAUUGCCCAUGACCUGCUGGACAGAAGGAGCCUCUCUGACCUCUACCGUCUCAGAAUUGUGAGGAGCUGUUCUCAGCUGGAUAUGGAGACGUCUACAGUGUACCACAAGAAGCUCCUGAGCCUGACUGGUAUCCAUGAGCAGGAACAAAUGGAGUGUCGGAAAGCUAUAGCUUUACAAAGAGAGAGAAACAGCCUGUAUAUGGAUUAUAAUGGCAAAACGGACAAUGAGAAGUCUAAGGUUGACAACAUCUGUCUGUCUGGAAAGCAGUGUGGGGAUCUGUGGAGUCAGGAUAUCUGGCUUGAUAAGGCUGAGAUAUGCCUUGGUAUGGGACUGUACCAACCCGCCAGACAGCUACUGGCAGAGGCCCAUCUGGUGGCUAAGGAGCUGGGAGAUCAGGCUGCAGCAGGGAGGAGUCUGCUCUCUCUUGCCACCCUGGCCAAUAAGGAACAGAACCACUCUCAGGCCUUGGCACUGCUGGAGAAAGCCCAAGACAUGGGAGGUGAUGAGGACUUCUGGUACAAGCUCACCCUGGCCCUGCUGACAGCUACGGUGACCCAGAGGGGCCAGGAUACAGACACCAAGACAGAUCAAAUAGUAAAGCAAGGCUGUGGAGCCCUGAAAUCGAUGCUGGAAAAGAGGCGGAACCGAGCUCCCGUGCUCAGGUUCCUGAUCACGUCUCUGGAGAGCAGAGGGGCGGUGGAGCGUCUACAUGCAGCCAGCCCUGUCGAGCCAGGUGAGGCUCUGUCCACCCAGUCAGUACAGAAUCUCAUGACUGCCUGUGACUCCCUGAGAGCGAGCACCAGUGAGUUCCUCCGACUGGGCCACAGAGAGCAAGCUGCUGAAGCUCUCCUGGAGCACGCACAGGCAUUGAGGAUACUGGCUAAACACACUGACAAUGAGGGAAAACUGCGCCACCUGCUGGAUGCCUACUCCUUCAUGCAGCAGGCCGUCUCCGUACAGGAACAUGUGGUUCUGAACGCCCAAAGCCUGUUCCCAUCACAAGAGUGUCAGCCCUUGUCUCUUCCAGCCACGAGGAGGUUGUUGCAGGUCAGACUGGCUCUGGCUGAGCUGUCCUUAGCCAUGCUGGAACAGGUGUGUGCUGAGGAGAACAGACUAGCCGUGGCCCAGGACAGGAAAGCCUCUGUGGAGAGAACCGUGGAGGAGUUUGUACGCAUUACACCAGACCUCGGCUCUGUAGAGCAGGAGUGGAUAACUACAGGGAGGACCCUGGGGCAGGUAGCUUUGAGCCAGCUGGCCACGGUCAACUUCAUGUCCCUUGACUGUGUGGAGACCAGAGCCAGCUCUCUGAGCCUGAUGGGGAAGUGCCUGAGGCUGCUAGCCAUGCAGAGAGACCCGCUCUACCCCUUCACCCUCUGGGAUGGACACAACCUGGAGGAGGACCGGUCAGAGUCUAAAGCCAGCCCUAAGGAGGAGGAGGAGUUAACCGGAGAGAAUGGCCUAGAGUCAAGCAGAACGGAGCCCAGACAGUAUGCAGCCAAAUAUGCUGAGUUACAGAGAAGAAGACGUUCUGCCCAGCAACUUCUGGCUCAGGCCAGUGAGACUUUAGCACAGGCCGUCAGCCUCUCCCUCCAACACAAACUCCCCAGCUCCAUCCUCUCAGAAGCCUGCCUCAAUAUGCUGGAGUGUCACGGCCAGUUUGACCCAUGUGCCACUGGUCAAUACCUGGCCCUGCUCCAGAGCUGCUCCUGCACGGCUAUGAUGGCUGACAUUCUAAGAUCUGCUUGCACUGACACUCGUGUGUCCCAGCUCUCUGCGCUACUCAACCUACACAGCAACCUGCUCCCUUCACAGGAGGAGACCCCCACUAGUCUGCUGAAGGGAGUGGAGGACUCACUCAAUGGCCUCUCCAAGACCUACAGCCACCUGACCAUCAACCCAAGUCACCUGAGUCUCCUGGGAGAGCUGCCCUCUAACCUGAAAAUCCUGCUGCUUCAGCACACACAAGACAGGUCAACUCUCUAUGGAGCUUUCUAUGAGAGGAGCAAACUUACAGAGAGUCAGAGAGGAAAGGCCAUGCAGGUUUCUGGUAUGCUGGUCUGUACCAGGGUCGCCAAGGUUGCUGUCCAGCCCAGGGCUCUGCUUGAUCUCCGGAACAGAACACAAGCCUUCAAACGCGAGACCAAACACAACUUGUUGAAAGAGGCGCAUUGGCUUGGCAAUGAGGGCAGGGCGGGGAGCGAGCGUCACGUUCACCUAAAAUCGAACUCAGAAGAGAAAUUGGAAUCUCAUUUCAAAGCCAUUGUACAAGAAAUGGAGGACUAUUUGUGUCCAAUCCUCUCUCAGUUUGACUUCUCAUGCUUCAGACACCAGACGCCAUCAAUUUCCAUCCCGGAGUCCAUCCGGCCCAAAGAAAAGGAGGAGAAAGCAGGCCCAGAUAAAGGUCUAGCGGUGGGGUCUCCUGCAGAGCUCGGGGAGUAUGUCGUGCUCCUGGCUGACUGGAUGCUCAUGGAACUACCUCUGGAAGCGUUGGCAAUCCUGCAAGAAGAGGGGCUGAGCUCUGUAUCUCGUGACUUCUCACUGCAGCUCCUCCACACUCGCCUGCAGAGAGAGGAACCAGCAGUUGAAAGUGACAACAAAAAGGAGACCAAAGGUGGAAAGGGAGCCAAGGGGAAGGUAGAUCAAAGCAAAGCCAUCAAAAUGGUGCCGGUCAAUCGUGUCUUGCCCCCCAACACCCUCCCAGUAGACACACACAACUUCAAAUAUAUCAUAGACCCUUACAACGAAGAGGAAUAUGAAGGCAGCAGCCUGACAGAGAGGAUGAAGAGGACUUUGGAGGCAUACAGCCAGCAGUUCACCCCACUGUGGGAGGGCUUUUUGGGGAGUGAACGCACUCCCAGUCUCGCAGAGCUGGAGCAGCUGCUGACAAACUGCAGUGCUUUCAUCUUCCAUGGAAUGGAGCGCUUUCUCGCUAACAUCCCACCAUCCAAGCUGGCUGCCCUCAACCUUUCUGAGUGCCAGAUGGCUGUCCUUUUCGACCUCGUCCAGAACAGUGCCAGCAUGCUACGGCAAUCCAAGCUAGAUGUGCAAAAGAGUGAUGGGCACCUGGCCCUGGAGAGGCCCCUGGAGACAGCCCUGCUACUCACUCUGAGUGGCGUCCGUUGUGUUUUGCUCAACCAGUGGCACAGCAGCCCCCAAAGGAACAUAAAUAACAUGGACUCCGUCAUGGAGAAUCUCCUGAGGGUGGGCCUGACCUCUGGCCAGACUGUCCAUGCACUGAGGAAGGGAGAAGUCCAGAGGACAGAGAAAGAGACAAACACUGCAGGAUCAGAUGAUACCAUAUGCCAUGAGGAUUCGGUAAAUAGAGAUGGGAAUGCUCAUGAUGCUCAACCAAGACUGACCACUUCACCAUCAGCCUUCAAUUGUGUCAUCUAUGGACUGCCUAACUUAGUUAUUACAUGAUCCACUUCAGUCCCUCGUAACAUUCCUUCAAAUUUAAGGAUAUUCAUAAAAUUGUUUUAUUAAAGAUAAACAUCAACACAAUGUCAUCUAAUAACACAGUUAUUCCUAAGGCUGUACAAUUACAAACAGAUCCCAAAAAUGCAUUAGCUGUUUCUCUAAGAGACAGUUCACCAUUCAUUGCUUGGCUUCAGUGAAUAAAUAAAUAUAUUGUUUGCCUCCA